ACAGGUCGUCAACAGGUGGCAAACAUCACGAUCAACAAUUCUCGAACUCUUGAUCGUGAAACGUGAUUAUCGCCAUGAAAAAAUCGUCGAGUAAUCCUACGAGAAGACUUCGCAUUGCGAGUUUUCUAUGUCUGUUUUUUAUGAUCGCGGAAUUUGUAGGGGGUUAUUUUUCAAACAGUUUAGCCAUCAUGACAGACGCUGCCCACAUGCUAUCUGACUUCGCUGGGUUCAUGAUUUCUUUGUUCGCAAUCUGGGUCGCGACAAGACCUGCGACCAAGACGCUCUCGUACGGAUGGUAUCGCGCGGAGGUUAUGGGCGCUGUUCUCUCUGUCCUUGUUAUAUGGGUGCUAACGGGGGUAUUGGUUUAUAUGGCGCUUCAAAGACUCAUCAUGAAAGAAUAUGAAGUUGACGCCAAGGUCAUGUUGAUCACUGCAUCGGGAGGACUUCUCAUUAACGUCAUUAUGGGAGCCAUUUUAUACCAAAAGGGUCACGGUCAUAGCCACGGGGGUAUGAGCGGUCACGGUCAUAGUCACACAACGAAAGGUCAAAGUCACAGUCACACAAGCCCUGGCAAGUCACCGUCUAGUGUUGUCACGAUAGAGGAAGAAGAGAACGUGAACGUUCGAGCUGCGUUUAUUCAUGUUAUCGGUGACUUCUUGCAGAGUCUUGGAGUCUUUGUAGCGGCGCUUAUCAUUUGGUUUAAGCCUGAGUGGGCGAUAGCAGAUCCUAUAUGCACUUUUAUAUUCUCUAUCAUCGUAUUAUUCACCACGCUGGCAAUAUUAAAAGAUGCACUCAUAGUACUUAUGGAAGGUAUGCCUAAAGGCCUGAGCUUCAAUGAUCUCAAGACUAGCUUAACAGCGAUACCUGGGGUGGAGGCUGUGCACGACUUGCACGUGUGGUCUCUUACAGUCGGCACUGAUGCUCUUUCAGUUCACCUAGUUGUAGAUAAUAGCGCAAACACACAAGAUAUUCUAGAGGCUGCCUCUCAAGUGUGUAGCAAGAGUUUUGACAUUCACCAUAGCACUAUUCAGAUAGAGACUGACAAUGGGAGCCGCAAAGAAAGCUGCAAAAAGUGCGACGACCCACAAGACUAGAAAAUCAACCCUUUCCUUUUAAAUUCUCCCUAUACUUUUGCGUGCUACACAAUGAUAGGGUUGGUAGAAUUCGGCGAUCAUUUCAUCUUAAAUAUCGAAAUAAUACACAUAAUUCUCAUUGACUUACUGCUUGAUCGUUGAUCUUGGAUAAAAUGGAGUGUCAAGUUGAACAUUUUCUGGAGGAUAUAUGAAUGCAUGGCAACACCUACACUUAUUGUACGGUCAUAGUACUAGUACAGUUACACGUGACUUAUAGCAAGCGAAAUUGCGGUGCAAGGAGAUCUUGUUGCAAGGCACAGCCACUAUAUACGGAGCAUAGCAGCAGGAUAGCACAGUGUGGUCUUAUCUAAUCACAAAAAUUUUCAUCCUCACGCGCCAGAGCUCGACGUUUGAUUCUUAAUGGAAAAAGGGGGCUUAAAGUAAGCUGACACGUGACCAGCACUCACCAGUGCCCAACCUCUCCUAGCCCCUAGGCUCUGCCUAGUUUCCAGGGCCCCCACCCUGAAAGGGGAAAGGUUGGUGUGGGAUGGACCCUAGCGCCCGAGGAUGGGUAAUUGUUAGGUCAUUAUACGAUAACAGUACACACAUGUGGCAAGGAAAUACCGCCAUUCGCCAUUCUUUCGUUGCGCCGGUGAUUGGGUCGAACAGCAUGCUGGGACGAAUUAAGGUGACGCAAUCCAACAUGGUGGCGUAAUGUUGAUACUGAAUGGAAGCUAGCAAAUGAUAGGAUUUGGCAAUUCUGUUCCUGGAAUACCUUCGUUAGUUACAUCACAAUAUCAACAUUGAAGUCGUUCGACGCCAUGUUGAAAUGAGUCCCCUAAAAUCAUCCCAGCAUGCUGUUCGCUUAUCAACUCGGCCCAAUCCCCGCGCAACGUAAGAAUGGCGAAUAUGGUUGAGUUACAGCACCGACAAGGCCCGAACAAGGCAUGGUAGAAAUACAGGGCACACUUUUUAGUUUAGAUAGGAGUAAAGAAUUGUUUUAGGACAUGCUUGAGGUUCCAGUGCCUUUCUUUUUUCGCACGGUAUGCUUGUCCACGAACAUGACUUAUGAUAAAAUUGAAUUACAUGGUAUGUUUGUAAAUAAAGGAAUUGAACCAGCAA
Messenger RNA from Nematostella vectensis (starlet sea anemone), 2195 nucleotides. Its product is annotated as zinc transporter 2. The record is from RefSeq and is a predicted model, not a curated record. The coding region runs from base 75 to 1094 and encodes 339 amino acids. NCBI's taxonomy places the organism in Eukaryota, Metazoa, Cnidaria, Anthozoa, Actiniaria, Edwardsiidae. Gene Ontology annotation, cellular component: plasma membrane. Gene Ontology annotation, biological process: zinc ion transmembrane transport; response to zinc ion. Gene Ontology annotation, molecular function: zinc ion transmembrane transporter activity. The transcript is spliced from 7 exons.